CCAUCUGCUAAAAGGUUAAGAGAGUCAGGAAAAUCAAGGUUGAAGGAACUUUUAACCAAAUGGCUAAUGAUCAGAAGAAUGGUGAGUUUUUUCCAGCGAAGGAAGAGCAUAAGAAAGAUGAUGCGCCAGCAGCUCCAGCGAAAAAAGAUGAUAAGAAUGAAUAUGUGGUAUCACAUUCACAUCCGAUCGAAAACAUUGUUUUAGUUGGGCGUACGGGGAACGGAAAAAGCGCCACGGGGAACACUAUCGUCGGAACAAAGGUGUUCAAAUCGAAAUCAAAAGCAUCAGGUGUUACAACGGAAUGCCACGCAGUUAGAACCGUGACACCAGAAGGUCCUAUACUCAAUGUGAUUGACACUCCUGGUCUAUUUGAUUUGUCUCAGUCCGCUGAUUUUAUCGGUAAAGAAAUCGUUAGAUGCCUAACUCUAGCGGACGGAGGGCUACAUGCUGUGCUAUUGGUUUUAUCUGCAAGGACUCGAAUGAGUCAAGAGGAAGAGAUGGUACUUAGUACCUUGCAGGUCCUUUUCGGCAGUAAGAUUGUUGAUUACCUCAUCGUUGUUUUCACGGGAGGAGAUGUAUUAGAAGAUGAUGGUAUGACACUGCAGGAAUAUUUGGGUGAUAACUUGCCUGACUUCUUAAAGAGAGUGCUCAUAUUGUGUGGCGAACGAAUGAUCCUGUUCGAUAACAAAACUAAGGAUGAGGAGAAAAAGAGAAAGCAAGUACAUGAACUUCUCAAACUUAUCGAUCAGGUCAGAGAAAAGAACCGCAAUGUUCCGUAUACCGACGAGAUGUACUAUAAGAUAAAGGAAGAAAAUGAUAGGCAUGAGAGAGAAGAAGAGGCGCUUAAAUCAAAAUCGUAUUCAGAAGAAAAAUUCGAAGCACUGAGGAAGGAGCUACAGCUAACGAAUGAACGAAACCUCAAGGCAAUGGCAGAUAUGCUGGAGAAAAAUAUGAGAAUAGCUAAUGAAGCACAACAGAAGCUCUUUGAGAAAAGAGAAAAAGAACAGGAGCUGAGCCUCCGUGAAAAAUAUGAACUGCUGGAAAAGUUAAAACACAUGGAAGGACGUAUGCGUGACCAAAUGGAAGCGCAAAUGCGUACCAUUCAGGGGUGCAACAUCCUCUGAUCACUCUCACUUUGCCCUCUUCCACCCCUGCACACUUUUUCUUCUUAAUAAAUAAAAUAAAGAAUGCCAUUGCCGAGAGUUUGUGUUUCUGACGCAGAGCAUAUUCUGUGUUCCUCGUUUGAGCCAGCUCUUGGACUUCUGGCAUGAUCUGAGUCUGGUUUUGCUUUUGUUUCAAUUUCAUAAUUUCCGUUAUUUCCUUAAAUUGAUUAGGCUAUUCUUAGCCUAAUAAUCUUUGUUUGAUUUGCUUCUUGUUUGCAUUAUAUAUAUGUGUGUGUGCGCUUUGUAAGGGGACAUGUUUAAUAUUUGUAUUAUUAAUAAAGAGUUGAGAAAGAGUUU
Messenger RNA from Camelina sativa (false flax), 1460 nucleotides. Its product is annotated as immune-associated nucleotide-binding protein 8. The record is from RefSeq and is a predicted model, not a curated record. Gene Ontology annotation, molecular function: GTP binding. Lineage: Eukaryota; Viridiplantae; Streptophyta; Magnoliopsida; Brassicales; Brassicaceae.